ACCCCCCCCCCCCCCCCGGGCGCGUAGCCACCAAGGAGGCCGGAUUUCUGGUCCUGCCAGACAGCGAGGCAACACGGCCGUAUGACAGCCCCCACAAUAUGGCCUCGUCACCGGAAUGAAAAGGCGGUGGUUUGCACUUCUUCCUUACAACCAUCAAGCGAUUUCUUGAAUGAAUUUUGUUCACAUUUUUUUGGUUUAUUUAUUUGUCUUUUCUGUUGAACAGCGACCUCUAGUUUUUGCUUGGUUCGUUUAGUUUGUUUAUCUCAGCUAUUAUUCCCAAGCGGUGGUCGAAGAUGCCCUUGUCGAAUGGCAAUGAAGCCAUCAACCUUUUGUCAUUAGAUGGCGGCGGCGUCCGAGGGGCAUCUUCACUUGUUAUCUUGCACGAAAUCAUGUUGAAGAUCAAGGAGAGGCAUGACUAUGCGGAUAUUCCCAAGCCGUGUGAUAUAUUCCACUUGAUAGGCGGGACCAGCACUGGAGGCCUCAUCGCAAUCAUGUUGGGAAGGCUCCGAAUGUCGACUGAAGAGGCCCUACACGAAUAUGACGAGUGCGCCCAGAAGAUUUUCUCGAACAAAAACCGGAAGCGAGGCAGCCUAUCAGAGUGGUACAAGGCCACCGCUCUCGAGAAAGUGGUUGAGGACCUUGUUAAGAGACGGGGAAUGGGAAAACUGAUGCGAGACCCCACGGACCAACCGAAAGGAAAGGCGUUUGUGUGUGUGAUGCCUGCCAAGAAGAUCGGGGAGCCGCGCCUAGUUCGGUCCUACCAAGGCAGCGACAACUGGGACAAGGACCUCCAAAUAUUCGAGGCUGCGAGGGCCACCACUGCAGCCUCGACCUUUUUCAAACCGAUGGAGCUCAAGGAUAGCGUGACUGAGGAAAGUGCCGCGUACAUCUAUGCUGCCAUUGGGUGCAACAAUCCGGUCGACUAUGUCCUCAAGGAAGCCGUCGCCACGUUUGGACCCAAUAGGCGGUUGGGCUGCAUCGUCAGUAUCGGCACUGGCACUCGCAACACCGAGGUAGGCAGGUCUCGGCGCCGUGGCUUCAGCCUGGAUGGUUUGAAGCGGCGAGGGAAAUUCGUGAUGGGGAUGCUCGGGGCGCUGAAGAACGCGGCUACUGAUGCCGAAACGCCACACCAACUGCUUGAACACAAACUGAACGGCCAUCUCAGCGCAUAUUUUCGUUUCAGCGUUCCCGAUGCAGCCGAUAAGGUCAAACUGGACGUGUACAAGAAGGUAGCCUAUCUGAAGACCUUGACAACUGAUUACCUCGCCGAAGAGGAAAUCAUCCCCAAAGUCCAGGAGACAGCCGAUGUGCUCGAGGAGGAGUCCCCCGAUCACAAGCUCACCCUUGGUCAUGUCCAUGGCCUAGAUAAGAAGCAGAUAAUCCCAACUGACGCCAAGGCUCAGUUAAUGGACACGACCAGCCAAUUCUUUACAGCCAGGGAUGAAACGCUUGACAGACUAGUGAGGUACUUUGAUCGGGGUGAGUCCAAAGACACCGAAAGACGAGAGUUUAUGCUGCAUGGUAUGGGCGGUGUUGGAAAGAGCCAGAUCGCCCUCCGGACUGCCGAGAUGCUUAAAAAGAACGGGAGUGUGAAACAUGUCUUCUGGAUAGACGGUAGCAGCACCACUACCGUUGACCAGAGCUAUGCAAACAUUGCCUUGGACAAGGGGUGGGGGGAGGCAAGCACCCGGGAGCUAAAAAGACUAGCCCUCCGAAAGAUCGGCGAGCUAUCCGAGGAAUGGUUCAUAAUAUUCGACAACUGCACCAUAAGAGACCGCAUAGCGCAUCUCCCGCUAUGAAAUACGGGAAACAUAAUCUACACGACUCAACGCAGUCUGGAACUAUCCUUAGACUUCAAGCUCGAAUCUGUAUUCCUAGUCAAGGAAUUGAAAGAGUCAGACGCCAUCGCGCUUCUUUUGAAGGCAUCUGGUCCCGAAUAUUCCCUCACAAGUCGACGAGAUGU
Molecule: messenger RNA, 1963 nt
Organism: Lasiosphaeria miniovina
Lineage: Eukaryota; Fungi; Ascomycota; Sordariomycetes; Sordariales; Lasiosphaeriaceae
Product: acyl transferase/acyl hydrolase/lysophospholipase
Exons: 5
Coding region: 294-1799 (501 amino acids)
Biological process (GO): arachidonate metabolic process
Cellular component (GO): membrane
Source: RefSeq, a predicted model, not a curated record